AUGGGUCAGAUCUCUAGUAUGGCAGCCAUUGGCCGGACUCUCCACAGAGGGGUUAUGGUUUUUCUGAACUUGAGCUUUGGAGGUGGAGGUCACACCAAAGCCAUCCUGAGGGCCUCUCCUGAAGUGACAGUAGUGGCCCUAGACCGAGACCCCACAGCAUUCUGCUUAGCUCAACAGCUGGCCAAGGAACACAGUGGCCGGGUGCAACCGUUGCUCAGACGUUUCAGUGAGCUGGGAGCCCUGCUGUCUAGACUGAGGUUUCAGCCAGGUAGUGUGGAUGCUGUUCUUCUGGAUACUGGCUGCUCCUCCAUGCAGAUGGUUCCCGAGAGAGGCUUCUCCCUCAGUAAGGAUGGCCCUCUGGACAUGAGGAUGGAUGCAGAUAGGUACCCCGACAUGCCCUGCGCCGCUGACGUUGUGAACGCCUUAGAUCAACAGGCGCUUGCAUCCAUCCUCACUGCCUAUGGGGAGGAGAGGCAUGCCAGGAAAAUAGCCUCUGCCAUGGUGGAGGCACGCAGUGUCUACCCCAUCACCCGGACACAGCAGCUGGCCAGCAUGGUGGCAGGAUCUUUUGCAGCCAGCGCUCUCUAUGCCCGCAAAGAUCGGCUUCAGCGACCCUCACACGUUGCCACCAAGACAUUUCAGGCGCUGCGUAUGUUUAUCAAUGAUGAGCUGAAUGACCUGCAUGCUGGACGCUGCACUGCUCUGACAUGCUUAAUGCUUAAACCUGGCGGCCGCCUCUGUGUGCUGACCUUCCAUUCACUAGAGGACCGCAUGGUAAAGCGUUUUCUCCAUGGAGAGGAUGUAGGUGCCCCACCCCGUCGGAGUGUCCAUCAGAGAGUCCAGCGAUGGGAGGAAGAGGAGGAGGAAGAAGAGAAGGGUGGGGAAAAGGACAGUGGUCACUGGAUUGACCUGCAGAGAGGGGUGCUGAUGCCACAGGCAGAAGACAUACUGGAGAACCCAUGGGGACGCUCAGCCAAACUCAGGGCAGCAUUCAAACAAUAA
Messenger RNA from Oncorhynchus gorbuscha (pink salmon), 1002 nucleotides. RefSeq names its product 12S rRNA N4-methylcytidine methyltransferase-like. Gene Ontology annotation, molecular function: rRNA (cytosine-N4-)-methyltransferase activity. Gene Ontology annotation, biological process: rRNA base methylation. The record is from RefSeq and is a predicted model, not a curated record. NCBI's taxonomy places the organism in Eukaryota, Metazoa, Chordata, Actinopteri, Salmoniformes, Salmonidae.